CAAAACACUAUUCCUUUCAUGUCUUCUAGUACACAAGGAGCAGAACGUUUGCUAGAAUGGGAAAGUACCCUUGUCAAGGACUUGAGAAGCCUUCGUUUUCCUCCUCCAGUGAGUUAUCAAUAUUCACCUCUAGAAUAUGCAUGGCCUUUGCAUCAAGAAUAUGUUCGACGAUAUUUUCUCCCAACAGCACGUAUUUUAUUUGUUGGAAUGAAUCCUGGACCUUUUGGGAUGGUACAAAGUGGUAUCCCUUUUGGUGAUGUCACCACAGUAAAGGAUUGGUUCCAUAUUCGUGGAGAGUUACGAAAAGAGGCUCUGCCAAAGCAGGUUCAUCCGAAACGACCCAUUCUAGGUUUGCUUUGUCCUAGAAAAGAAGUUUCUGGUCAAAGAUUUUGGGGUUGGGCUCGUCAAGGUUGGACGACUAGUGAGAAUUUUUUUUCUUGGGCAUUUGUUUAUAAUUACUGUCCUCUAUCCUUUAUGUCUUCUAGUGGAAAGAAUAUUACUCCUGAUCAGUUACGUGGUAAAAGCCAAUCAGAGUUGUUGGAUAGGUGCAAUAUUUGUCUUUUACAGUUGGUCGAUUGGAUGAGACCAGUUUUUGUGUUUGGUCUUGGCAAGUUUUCAUAUCAAGUAUGUUGUGAUGUUAUAGGUCAUAUUUGUGCUGUGGGUAUGCUUCCACACCCAUCACCGGCUAAUCCCAAGUCUAGUCGUUAUUGGAGUCAGUGGUCAACCGUUGCCAACGAUAUACGAGAGCAAUGUCGACAACAAAAUAUUCAUAUCGAAUUGCCCUAUUGAACGAUAUGCAUUUAUAUAUAUAUAUAUAUAUAUAUAUAUAUAUAUAUAUAUCAUAA
Messenger RNA from Galdieria sulphuraria, 845 nucleotides. RefSeq names its product single-strand selective monofunctional uracil DNA glycosylase. Lineage: Eukaryota; Rhodophyta; Bangiophyceae; Galdieriales; Galdieriaceae. The record is from RefSeq and is a predicted model, not a curated record. The transcript has a single exon. Gene Ontology annotation, molecular function: single-strand selective uracil DNA N-glycosylase activity; oxidized pyrimidine nucleobase lesion DNA N-glycosylase activity. The coding region runs from base 19 to 789 and encodes 256 amino acids. Gene Ontology annotation, biological process: base-excision repair.